This is a messenger RNA of Ostertagia ostertagi, 897 nucleotides long. Lineage: Eukaryota; Metazoa; Nematoda; Chromadorea; Rhabditida; Trichostrongylidae. The record is from the annotation of a GenBank genome assembly.
AUGUCAAGGACGGCAGCUUUCUAUGGAGUAGCGUUUCAGAUAUGUGACGUUCUGAAACCGGUUACUGACGAGAACAUAAUUAAUCACUGUCGAGAUCAGAUGCUUGAGGAUGAGGAAAAAAGAUUUGCACUGACAACUUCAGCGAAAAAGGAAACCGUCGAAAAAAACAAUGAAGCACCACUCGGUCAGGCAGGAUUUGGUAUAGAAGAAGGUCCGUAUUCUGCGCGAGUGUACGAUGGAAUGCAGCAACGAAAAAAAUUCAAAAUUCCGAAAGGACGUCCUUCAUCACUACCUGUGCUUGAGCGCAAUGUUCUCGUAACUCCACCACUCAUGCUCUGUGUUCGUACCGACCGAGACAAAACUGAAGCAUGGAGUGUGGAACUAGGAGUUACACUCGUCGAAGAAACAUAUGUAAAGCAAACGGGAAAGCGUCUGAAAAAGGGAGAUUGGUUCUAUGGGAGCGUUCGUUGCUGUGAUACUGGCUCCAAAAAAUUUUAUUAUGUGAAAAAAGUCCACAGCCUGGCCGAUCCACUAGGGUAUACAUAUUGGCUGAAUAAUUCGCUUGAGAUCGAGUUAGAGGUUCGUGGAAGUGUGGUUGAAAACUUGCCAAAUGGCAAGGCAUUAAUGCAGAAUCCCCAUGUCGGUAAAAUCGAAAUAGCGCAAAAGGAUUAUAACCGCAUUUCUUCAGAGAGAGUGGUUGCCAUCUUGCGUUUCAACAAGUUCAAUCCAAACGUGCCCUGGACAUUCGUGAGGUCCAUUUCUGUGUUGGCACCCAAUGAGGAACUCCCUAUCUUGAGUCCUGACUGUCUACUAAGUUAUCACAUGAGAAGGUCAAGCCAGGCGCAUCAGGGAAUGUCUCGUGAUCAGAUUCGUAGAAGAGAAAGCUGUGAGUUUGGU